Ochlerotatus camptorhynchus is the source of this 1382-nucleotide messenger RNA. Its product is annotated as testis-specific serine/threonine-protein kinase 3-like. Bases 28 to 1116 code for a protein of 362 amino acids. Lineage: Eukaryota; Metazoa; Arthropoda; Insecta; Diptera; Culicidae. Gene Ontology annotation, biological process: intracellular signal transduction; protein phosphorylation. The transcript has 2 exons. Gene Ontology annotation, molecular function: ATP binding; protein serine/threonine kinase activity. The record is from RefSeq and is a predicted model, not a curated record. Gene Ontology annotation, cellular component: cytoplasm.
CUUCUCUUUAGACAUGUUUUCCAAAUUAUGUGUUCCAAAGUAGAAUCCGUCGGCGGAAAAAAGUCAGCACAAGAGCAUAUCAAAACUUUAGGGUACCGAUUUAUCGCCCGCCUGGGUGAGGGGACAUUUUCCAAGGUCUACCUAACGGAGUACGCAUCCAAAGAUUCGGCUGGUGUAGAAAAGCUGGCAUGCAAAUUGAUCGACACCACAUCUUGCAGUUCAAAGUUCAAAAAGAAGUUUCUACCGAGGGAGCUAGCAGUCCUGCUGAGGAUCCGUCACCCGCACAUCAUUCGAGUGCACACGAUACUGAAAUGUCACUCGAAGAUAUUCAUCUUCAUGCGCUAUGCCGAGAUGGGCGACUUGCUGACGUUCAUCUUGGCCCGCGGACCGAUAGGGGAAAAUCAAUCGCGAAUUUGGGGACGACAGGUGGCGUUGGCUUUACAGUAUCUGCACGAGCUUGGGAUCGCUCACCGGGAUAUGAAGUGUGAAAACAUCUUGAUCACCACGAACUUCAACGCAAAACUGAGCGAUUUCGGAUUUGCGCGGCACGUUAUGAAGGAUGGCUUGGCCGAGCUGAGCCGUACGUAUUGCGGAUCGUUUGAUUAUGCGGCUCCGGAGAUUCUGAAGGGACAACCGUACGAAGCCAGGGCUUCAGACAUGUGGGCUUACGGGGUGCUGUUGUACGUGAUGUUGAAUAAGUCGAUGCCGUUCAAAGGUCGCACCAAGGUGGUCUACGAUGCGCAGAUGUCCCGGAAUUGGCAGUUUCGGUCGAAAGUUCGCAGCAAGCUCUCCGAUCAGGUCAGAUCGUUGAUCGCGAAUCUGCUGGAACCGAAUCCGAUCAUUCGGUGGACGGUGGAGGAAGCAUUGAUCGGCGAUUGGUUUACGGAGGUGCCAAAGCUGAGAAGCCUUCGGCCGGAUGAGUUUGCUGCUCUGGCGGAAGCCCAAGCCUGUACCACAGAUUCGAAGGAUGUGCUGCUGGUGAAGUCUAAGCUGAAUGUGUCCGGAAGCGAUGUGAUUACCACUAUCAAGGGUGUUGAUAAGCUUGGCUCGAUGAAAACGUCUAGCAUUGGGUUGCUUCAGGAUGAAUCGAGUGAACUGAUCGAAAGCAAAGAGUAGGGAAGGUUUGGAUGGCUAGGAAAAAAAAGUAAUCCUAAAAUCCGGUGUGACUUUUUAAAGCCUUCAAAUUUUUAGUCAGCUAAAACUGUAAAAGCAUACAUCGCAAAACAAGGCCAGGAAUAAUGUUAAAGGAAGUCUUUCGCGAAGUGCCUCCCACCACCGUGAUAAGUACGUGACACACAAAAGCUCAUUUUUAACAAGCUUGUCAUAAUAGAGAACAUACAACUUCACGUAUUUUCCUUACGAUCCGGCUCUCUUCCGUCAAG